Molecule: messenger RNA, 3366 nt
Organism: Striga hermonthica
Lineage: Eukaryota; Viridiplantae; Streptophyta; Magnoliopsida; Lamiales; Orobanchaceae
Source: the annotation of a GenBank genome assembly
AUGGAGUUUGAGGUGAGAGUCGUCGGCGGGAUCGAGAGCUGCUUCGUCUCUCUUCCUCUACCACUUAUCCAGACUCUCCAGUCCGGUUAUCUUCCUCCAAUUCUCGCAGUCGAGCUCAGGUGCGACGCGCGCCUCUGGCAGGUGGCUUGGUGCGGCGCAGCCUCCUCCUCCCCUUAUUCAAUUGAGAUUGCUCGUCAGUAUGCGGAUUGCAUUGGAUUGGGUGACCGGACUGUGGUUAAAGUGAGAGUGGUCAGUAAUUUGCCCAAGGCAACACUGGUGACAAUCGAGCCGCUAACAGAGGAUGAUUGGGAGAUUUUGGAGCUCAAUUCUGAGCUUGCUGAGAACGCUAUUUUGAAGCAGGUGGGAAUUGUCCAUGAAGAAAUGAGAUUCCCAUUGUGGUUGCAUGGACAAACAGUUGUCAUGUUUCAUGUCAUGUCAACCUUUCCCCAGAAAACAGUAGUCCAACUUGUGCCCGGAACAGAGGUUGCAGUAGCUCCAAAAAGACGCAGAAGUCCAUCUGUACAAUGUUCAGAGGAGGAUUGUCAAAUUUCAAAAGCACAGUUGCGAGUUCAAGAUGCAGACAGUGUAUUCAUUUACAAAUGUGAGGAGAAUGGUGUUAAAAUGAAUGUAAUGUUCACUUCUGGUGCUUUCAUUCAUCCAGAAACAGCCAACAAAUAUUCAUUCAGUUCACUUCAGUUUGUAGUGAUAUCUCCUCGAUUAGGAUUAGAAAGGAUUAAAAAAAAGAACCAUUCUAAAAACAAUGGAACUCAAAAGGAAGCUAGUAAUGGUGACCUGACUGAUAAUCAGGGUAGUCAUCAAGUGGUGAUUCGUAUUUUGUUGUCCGAGGCGGUGGCAAAAGGACACAUUAUGCUAUCCGAAUCUCUUCGUCUCUAUUUGGGAGCAGAACUGCACUCUUGGGUACAUGUUAAAAGGAGCAUCAUUAGCACAAAGAAAGAAAUUCCUCAAGUUUCAAUUUCACCUUACCAUUUUAAGGUCUUCCAAAAGAGCGAGGUCUUCGAGGAUAGUGGUGUAGAAGGUUCUAACAACCUUGAGAACUAUAAUAGAGAAGACGUGCUUCAAAGAUUUAGCCCGCUUAGUGAAAUGGGUAUUAGUGAUUUGUCCGUGCAUGAUAAGAUUGUCGGAUCUCUUUCUUCUGUAUCGUUCACUGAUGGGGGUAAGGAGACCACUACUAAGACUGGAGAUGCAAAUGCGAAGGUUGUCUCCGGAACUCUUUUAUCACCUCUUCUACGUCUGUGGUGUCUAGCUCAGGUUGAGAUUUUUGUUUCAAACUCAUCGGAGGCUGUAAAUUCAUUGGUUAUAGGAACCAAAACUUUACUACAUUUCAAAGUCAGAGAUCAGAGACUGGAUAGACAUGGCAAGGCAAAAACAUCUAUGAAAAAAUUGUCCAGAAACCGAAACCAAGCUGAAGAACCAUCAGUCGAUCUCCUUUAUAUUUUGUCGCUGUUUGAGGAAUCUCAAAGGGAUAAAGAUACGAAUGCGUAUGAACUUGCUUUUGAGAAUAGCAGCAGGAAAGAUUUUUCUUCAAGAAGUCUGGAUGUUAUGCUUGGAAAGAUGCAGCUUGGUGAUAUCUUCUUCUCUCAUGCAAAACAUGAGACACCCCCUGACCAUGUCCUAAGUGCUGCAAUUUCUUCAUUGGAUUGGAUGGGUACUGCCCUGGCUGAUGUAAGCUACAGGUUGACAGCUUUGCUAUCUCCUUCUGGAAUAUUGUUCAGUAGCUAUGAUAUUCCUUUGCCUGGGCAUAUUCUAAUUUGCGGACCUCCAGGUUCUGGGAAAACUCUGUUGGCUAAAGUCUCCGCAAAAUCGGUUGAAGCAUGUGAACAAAUUUUGGCACACAUAGUUUUUGUAUCUUGUUCUAAACUCACUUUGGAGAAGCCUUCAACUAUCCAUCAAGCGCUCUCUGGGUAUAUCUCAGAAGCUCUCGAUCAUGCUCCCUCUCUCAUUAUCUUGGAUGAUCUUGAUAGCCUCUUUGCACCUUCCUCGGAUUUAGAGGGAUCUCAACCUUCACCGUCCUCUGCAGCACUGGUUGAGUUUCUUGCUGAUAUAUUGGAUGAAUAUGAGGCAAGACUUCAUGAAAAGCGUAGGAGCUUCUGUGGAAUUGGCCCCAUAGCAUUCCUCGCUACAGUACAACAACUGACUAGUUUCCCACAGAGCUUGAGCUCUUCUGGAAGAUUUGACUUUCAUGUUAAUCUGCCUGCACCUGCUGCUGCUGAACGUUCUGGUAUGUUAAGAAAUGAGAUCCAAAAACGGUCCUUGCGAUGUCCUGAUGAUCUUUUGUCAGAAAUAGCAUCAAAAUGUGAUGGAUAUGAUGCUUACGAUCUGGAAGUACUGGUCGACAGAACUGUUCAUUCCGCAAUCAGUCGCUCAUUUUCUUCUGAUUUGGGCUCUGGAGGAUAUGAGAAACAACCUACUCUGGUCAAGGAUGAUUUUCUGCAAGCAAUGCAAGAUUUUCUUCCAGUUGCCAUGCGUGACAUCACUAAACCGGCUAACGAAGGUGGCCGCUCUGGUUGGGAGGAUGUUGGAGGUCUUGAUGAUAUUCGGAAUUCUAUUAAAGAGAUGAUUGAGCUACCUUCAAAAUUUCCAAACAUCUUUGGACAAGCUCCCCUAAGAAUGAGAUCCAAUGUUCUCUUAUAUGGGCCCCCUGGUUGUGGAAAAACACAUAUUGUAGGCGCUGCUGCUGCUGCCUGUUCACUGCGCUUUAUCUCAGUGAAAGGGCCCGAGUUGCUUAACAAAUAUAUCGGUGCUUCUGAACAAGCUGUUCGUGAUAUCUUCUCAAAAGCAGCUGCAGCAGCUCCAUGCCUUCUUUUCUUUGAUGAAUUUGAUUCCAUUGCUCCAAAGAGGGGGCACGAUAAUACUGGCGUGACUGAUAGAGUUGUUAAUCAAUUUCUGACAGAAUUAGACGGUGUUGAAGUCUUGACCGGUGUAUUUGUUUUUGCUGCAACAAGUCGGCCAGAUUUGCUUGAUGCUGCUCUAUUACGGCCCGGGAGGCUCGAUCGGCUUUUAUUUUGUGAUUUUCCAUCCCAUCAAGAGAGAUUGGAUAUUCUUAAGGUCCUUUCGAGAAAGUUACCAAUGGCUGCUGAUGUCGACCUGGAGCUCAUAGCUCGUAUGACUGAGGGCUUUAGUGGAGCAGACCUUCAAGCGCUUCUUUCAGAUGCACAGCUGGAAGCAGUUCACGAGCUUCUUGACAGCGAGGACAGCAGCCCAACUGGAAAGAUGCCUGUGAUCACAGGAAAUCUUUUGAAGUCUAUUGCAUCCAAGGCUAAAUCAUCCGUUUCGGAAGCCGAAAAGCGUAGGUUAUACGAUAUCUACAGCCAAUUUCUCGAUUCCAAGCGGUCGGUAGCUGCACAG